Molecule: messenger RNA, 1989 nt
Organism: Nerophis lumbriciformis (worm pipefish)
Lineage: Eukaryota; Metazoa; Chordata; Actinopteri; Syngnathiformes; Syngnathidae
Source: RefSeq, a predicted model, not a curated record
AUGGAGCACUUUCAGGGAGCUUGGAAGACCCUGAGCAACGGCUUUGGAAUGAAGGACUCUGCCUUCGAGGGCCCGUGCCUCUCACCAACUGUGAUCCAGGGAUUUCCCUGCCAGCGUCGCUCCUCAGAUGACAGCAAAAUACCCGACUCGAAGACUAGCAGCACCAUCCGUGUCUACCUCCCAAACCAGCAGCGCACUGUGGUAAAUGUACGACCAGGUAUGACUCUGCAGAGUUGCCUGAUUAAAGCCUUAACGGUGCGAGGCCUGCAGCCUCAGUGUUGUGCUGUUUUCAGACUCCAUCCGGGGCAAAGAAGUAAAAAACUACGGAUGGACUGGAAUACAGACUCAACCUCGCUGAUUGGUGAGGAGUUGCUGGUGGAAGUUUUAGAUCAUGUUCCUCUUACCACACAUAAUUUUGUCCGGAAAACAUAUCUGAAGCUAGCGUUCUGUGACAUUUGCCAGAAGUUUCUAUUGAACGGUUUUCGUUGCCAAACAUGUGGCUACAAGUUCCAUGAACACUGCAGUACCAAAGUACCCACAAUGUGUGUAGACUGGAGCAAUAUUCGACAACUCCUUUUGUGUCCGAAUCCUGGUGAGAGCGUUGCCCCGUCGCUUCCCCCGUUAACAUCUCGGCGAAUGAGGGAAUCAUUAACUCGCUUUCCGAGCUCUGCCCAUCGAUAUUCAACGCCACAUGCCUUCAACUACGCCACACCCUACUCACCCACAGGCGGUGGUCUGUCCCAGAGACAACGCUCCACUUCAACACCAAACGUCCAUAUGGUUAGCACAGCCCUGCCUGUGGAUGGAAGUAUGAUUGAGCUAGACUGCCUGAAUACCUUCCCCACAUCCUGGUGUCAUAGAUUCUGGCUGAAGAGGAAAGAUGCAAUGCAAGAUCACGACUCUGGUAAGGUUUUUUUUUUGGCCUCCUCACCCAGCCAGAGUCCAACAGGAUGGUCCCAAUUGCAAGCCAAAACCCCUGCACCUGCCCACCGAGAGAGGGCUACAUCCUUCAAUACUCAGGAGAAGAAUAAAAUUAGGCCUCGGGAAAAGCGGGAUUCUAGUUACUACUGGGAGAUUGAAGCCAGUGAGGUGUAUCUUCAGUCCCGCAUUGGUUCAGGCUCGUUUGGAACUGUAUACAAAGGGAAAUGGCAUGGUGAUGUAGCAGUAAAGAUUUUAAAGGUGACCAAUCCAACCCCAGAACAGUUACAGGCAUUUAGAAAUGAAGUAGCUGUUUUACGAAAAACAAGACAUGUCAACAUCCUAUUGUUUAUGGGCUACAUGACAAAGGACAACCUGGCCAUUGUGGCCCAGUGGUGCGAAGGCAGCAGCCUCUACAAACACAUUCAUGUCGUGGAGACAAACUUCAAGAUGAUCCAGCUCAUAGACAUCUCCAGACAGACGGCACAGGGCAUGGACUAUCUACAUGCAAAGAACAUCAUUCAUCGUGACAUGAAAUCCAACAACAUCUUUUUGCAUGAAGGGCUCACGGUGAAAAUUGGCGACUUUGGUCUCGCAACGGUAAAGGCCAGGUGGAGCGGCUCGCAUCAGGUGGAGCAACCUUCUGGGUCUAUUCUCUGGAUGGCUCCUGAAGUCAUACGGAUGCAGGAUAACAAUCCCUACAGUUUCCAAUCUGAUGUCUAUUCCUAUGGAAUUGUGCUUUUCGAGCUCAUGACAGGAGAGCUUCCGUACUCCCAGAUAGCUAACAGAGAUCAGAUCAUCUUCAUGGUGGGACGGGGCUAUCUGUCACCUGAUCUCAGUAAACUCUACAAGAACUGUCCCAAAGCCAUGAAGAGGUUGGUCGCUGACUGCAUUAAGAAAUCAAAGGAUGAAAGGCCUCUCUUCCCACAGAUCCUGUCCUCUAUCGAGCUUCUUCAACACGCCUUGCCUAAGAUAAACCACAGUGCCUCAGAACCUUCUCUGCACAGAGCCUCUCAUACCGAGGAUAUCAACGCUUGUACUCUGACCUCCACCAGACUGCCUGUUUUUUAA